CCAGUUGUCGAUGUCCAUACACACAUCUACCCUCCAGCCUAUGUCUCGCUGCUCCGCUCAAGGUCAGCGGUACCUUAUAUGCGCACCUUCCCAGACAACCCAGAAGCCGGCGAGCGUCUCGUGAUCCUCCCCAGCGAAGAUGCCGCAACUUCUACUGCACGAGGCAGACCCAUCGGUCCAGAAUACUACGAGGAAGAAGAGAAGAUCAAGUUCAUGGAUCAACACAACAUCGACAUCAGUGUCAUUUCGCUCGCAAACCCAUGGUUGGAUUGGUGCGAGCCUGCAGAUGCCCCCGAAGCUGCGAAACAAAUCAACGAUGAUGUCGAAGCAGUCUGUGUCAGACAUCCAGGCCGUCUGUACGCCUUUGGCACACUUCCCCUUUCCGCAGGCGCCCCUGCCGUCGUCGAAGAAAUCAAACGUCUGCAGAGCUUGAAGCACAUGCGUGGUGUAAUCAUCGGCACAUCCGGUCUAGGCGCCGGUCUCGACGACCCAGCUCUCCACCCCAUCUGGCAAGCCCUGCAAGAAACAAAACAACUCGUCUUUUUACAUCCUCAUUACGGUCUCCCCACUUCGGUCUAUGGCGACAGAGCGGCAGAUUACGGACACGUAUUACCCCUAGCCCUAGGCUUCCCCCUCGAAACCACAAUCUCCAUCACCCGCGCCAUCCUCUCCGGCGUCUUCGACACCUUUUCCUCUUUGCAAAUCCUCCUCGCACAUUCAGGCGGUACCUUGCCCUUUCUCGCCGGCAGAAUCGAAUCUUGCAUCAAACACGACGGACAUUUGAAAUCGGCGGGCAAAAUCGAGGGUAGAAAAAGCGUUUGGGAUAUUUUGAAGUCGAAUAUUUAUCUUGACGCGGUGGUUUAUGGGGAUGCUGGGUUGAAAGCUGCGGUGGAGGCGUCCGGGAGUGAUAGAUUGAUGUUUGGAACCGAUCAUCCGUUUUUUCCACCGUUGGAGGAAGGGGAAAAGGAGUGGUUGUCUGUUAGGACGAAUGCGGAGGCUGUGAAGAGUGUGUUUGGGGUGAAGGAGGCGGAGGAUGUCAUGGGCGGGAAUGCGGUUAGGGUGUUGAGGUUGAAUGAGUAGAUGUCACAUAGGACAGAUGAACCCAACC
Aureobasidium pullulans EXF-150 is the source of this 1108-nucleotide messenger RNA. RefSeq names its product amidohydrolase 2. Gene Ontology annotation, cellular component: cytosol; cytoplasm. Gene Ontology annotation, biological process: secondary metabolic process. Bases 79 to 1080 code for a protein of 333 amino acids. The transcript has a single exon. NCBI's taxonomy places the organism in Eukaryota, Fungi, Ascomycota, Dothideomycetes, Dothideales, Saccotheciaceae. The record is from RefSeq and is a predicted model, not a curated record. Gene Ontology annotation, molecular function: hydrolase activity; carboxy-lyase activity.